Molecule: messenger RNA, 1794 nt
Organism: Bolinopsis microptera
Lineage: Eukaryota; Metazoa; Ctenophora; Tentaculata; Lobata; Bolinopsidae
Exons: 2
Coding region: 1-1794 (597 amino acids)
Source: RefSeq, a predicted model, not a curated record
AUGGGAAUUCUAGCAGACAAGAUGCUGGAUUAUAUGGUGUCUAAUAAGUACAUAGACAAGUCAGUUCAGAAGGGCUUUCUGAAGAAGACUCCUGGUUGUCUUGAACACACCCAAGUGCUUAUGGAAGAGCUAAAAGACGCCAAAUCUACUAGACGUCAGAUAUUCGUUGUCUGGGUGGAUUUGAUGAAUGCAUAUGGCAGAGUCCCACACAACUUGAUCCUCUAUGCCCUCCGGCAUUACAAAUUCCCUGAAUGGCUCAUAGAUUACAUGUUUAAGUACUAUGAUGAACUGAUUGUAAGGGUGGUAACCAAAGACUGGAAGUCAAAUUGGUUGUACUACAUGUUAGGCCUCUUUCAAGGAGACCCUCUUUCAGUAGUGUUGUUCCUGAUUGUAUUCAACUUACUGUCAGAUCUUCUACAAGAUCAAAAAGAACUGGGUUAUAAACCUUCCUUUAGCUCGCAACCUACAUCGAAUCGGGCUUUUGCAGAUGACCUAACACUUAUGUCCUCCAGACUAGAGAAGGUAAAGAAGCAGAUAAAGUUGAUGGAGCAGUUUUUGGAUUGGAGUAGGAAAAUGAAGGCCAAGCCUAGCAAGUGUGUCUCCCUGGGAAUGAAGGUGAUAGAUGGUACGUACCAGGCUUAUGACCCAGAGAUAUUGAUUGACGGCCAGAUAAUCAGCUAUGUAGGAAACAACCCGAUUAAGUUCCUGGGCCACUGGAUCUAUGUCGAUCUAGGGUUAAAUGACACUAAACAACGGAUUGAAGACAAACUAAAGACUCUGUUUCAGACAGUGGAUGAGUGUGGUCUCAACGGUGUCAUGAAGUGUUGGAUCUACAAUAACAUGCUGACUAGCAAGAUGUCCUGGGAUCUGAUGAUUUACAACCUUCCUGUAUCAAAAGGACACGCCCUGAAGAACAGUGAUGACACCAAAGUUGUAGAAGCCUAUAAUAACAAGAAAGAGAAACAAGAGAACAGCCCGAGAUGGUCUUAUACAACGGAGCUGACGGCAAGAGAGCGAGAUCUUUACUUCCAGGAAUUGUUUGGAGUAGUGACUAAAGACCGAGUAGGACUCGGAUGCAAACCAAAGUUGACUGAGAGGCAGAAGCUAAGACAACUGGUAGAAUCGGUGUCAGAGAACGACAUGCUAGUCACCCUGGUAAACAAGGGAGUACAGGGCAAGUUCUUGACAUGGGAGAACACGAUGCAGUUAGACUUAGGAUGGAACAGCCUUAUCUACAACUACAAGAUGAGCCCGGCUCUCCUUAAAUUGCGCCUAAACUCGACACACGACGUGGCUAAUACCCCUGCAAACAUGAAAUUGUGGAACUACUCGAGUACAGGAAAUUGUACACUUUGUGGUUGGAAGACGUGCAACAUCAAGCACAUCCUAGCCGUCUGCAGUGUAGCAAGAAACUCCAAAAGGUACAACUGGAGACAUGACAACGUCCUACGUGUUAUAGCCGGAGCCUUGCUUGACCAACUCAAGAUGUACAAUUCCUCACGUUCCACGACCUCCGACAAAGAAUGGAUACGGUUCAAGUCGAAGGAUGGGAAGUAUGACCACCCAAAGCCAAAGUUGAGGAAGGAGAGGCCCUUUGAGAGAGCGAAAGACUGGAAGCUGAUAUGGGACGAGGAUACACUACCUGCCCAGUUCCCACAGCACAUCUACAACACAGCGGAGAGACCCGACAUUGUAGUAUGGUCGGAUAGUUUGAGAGAAGUAGUUCUGAUUGAACUGACUUGUGGUGACGAGAGUAACUUCAGUGACCAAGAAGCACGUAAAGAAGCACGCUAA